AUGGCUGCGGUGCUCUUUCUAAGCUUUCUUUCAUCACUCUCCUUCCAGUUUUGCUCUUGUGCUUCCCCAUGGCAGGCUAUGACCACCGGCUCAUCCAUGACACCACAAGAUCAUGAUAGAAUCUUUCUCCUCUCACCAGAUACCACCUUCUCUUGUGGCUUCCAUCAAGUUGGAACAAAUGCUUUCACUUUCGCCAUCUGGUACACCACCGUGAAAACGGUUGUCUGGACGGCAAAUCCCUUCUCCACGGUGAAUGGCUACAGUUUCCCUGUGAACCUUUACGGCUCCAGGAUAUCGCUGAACAAGGAUGGAAACCUGGUCCUGACAGAUACAAAUGGCUCAACGGUAUGGGAAAGCAAGACAUCUUCAGGCAAGCACACAAUUGUUUCCCUCCUCGACACGGGCAACCUUGUGAUCAUUGAUUCUGGCAACAAAACUGUGUGGCAGAGCUUUGACUCACCAACAGACACCCUGCUCCCUAGGCAGAACCUGAAGAAAGACACAAGGUUAGUCUCUGGUUACCGUUACCUCUAUUUUGACAGCUACAAUAUCUUGCGCCUAUUGUAUGAUGGCCCGGAGAUUACAAGCAUCUACUGGCCAAGCCAAUAUGCCAGUGCACCACUAGCUGACGGGCGCAAUAGAUAUAACAACACCAGGUUAGCAUUUCUUGAUGAGGAGGGUAAUUUUGUGUCAAGUGAUGGGUUUAAGAUAGUGGCUUCAGAUUCAGGCCUCGGGGUCAAGAGGAGGAUUACAAUUGAUAAGGAUGGCAAUUUCAGAAUGUAUAGCCUGGAUGCAUCCACAGGGAGCUGGGUGGUUACAGGGCAGGCUUUAAUACAGAUGUGCUAUGUGCACGGAUUAUGUGGCAAGAAUGGUCUUUGUGACUAUUCAGGAGGCCUUAAGUGUAGAUGCCCUCCAGAACAUGUCAUGGUUGAUCCAACAAACUGGGACAAGGGAUGCAAACCGACAUUCACAACUAGUAGCAAGCAACCAGAUGAGGACUUCAAAUUUGUAAAGCAACCUCAUGCAGACUUCUUUGGCUUUGAUCUGAGGUCUAAGCAAUACCUGUCAUUAGAAGAAUGUUGGGACAUAUGCCUGAAAGAUAGCUUAUGUAUAUCUUUCACGUACCAGGGUGGGGCUGGUUGGUGUUACAUGAAAUACUUAAACUACAAUGGUCAGCAAUACCCAUAUUUUCUUGGCGAUAACUACAUUAAAGUAUCAAAGAGUUUCAACAGGUGGUGUCUUUUUUUCAAAAACAGUAACAUGCCCAAGUCAAUGGUGGAUGGAUACAAGAUGAUAGCAAACCAGUUCAGGCGGUUUACAUACAAAGAAUUGAGGGAAGCAACUGGAAAGUUCAAAGAAGAGAUAGGGAGAGGGGGUGCUGGAAUUGUUUAUAGAGGAGUACUUGAGGAUAAAAGAAUAGUGGCAGUAAAGAAACUUGCAAAUGUUCAACAGGGGGAAGAGGAAUUCUGGGCAGAAGUGACUCUAAUUGGAAGGAUCAAUCACAUAAAUUUGGUCAGGAUGAUGGGAUUUUGUUCAGAAGGGAAAAAUAGGCUAUUGGUAUAUGAGUAUGUGGAGAAUGAGUCACUGGACAAGUACCUCUUUGGUGAGAGUACUGAAAGUCUGCUCGGCUGGAGCCAAAGAUACAAGAUUGCCUUGGGCACAGCAAGGGGUCUUGCUUAUCUUCAUCAUGAAUGCCUUGAGUGGAUUGUGCAUUGUGACGUGAAGCCAGAGAACAUACUCCUAACUCGAGAUUUCGAUGCCAAAAUAGCAGACUUUGGACUAGCCAAGCUUGCAAAGCGAGACAGUGCUAGCUUCAAUUUCACCCACAUGAGAGGCACAAUGGGCUACAUGGCACCAGAAUGGGCGCUGAAUAUGCCGAUCAAUGCGAAGGUUGAUGUUUACAGCUACGGUGUUGUACUUCUGGAGAUUGUGAUUGGAACUAGGGUCUCAAGUGGCGUAAUUGUCGAUCAAAUACGAGUUGAGUUUACAGACAUUAUCCAGGAGGCCAAACAUAUCCUAGCUACCGAGCGUAUCACUGAUCUAGUGGACGCCAAACUGAAGGGGUGUUUUGAUCCAGAGCAGGCUACUGCAAUGGUGAGAAUAGCUGUUUCAUGCCUUGGAGACAGAAGCAAGAGGCCGACAAUGGAUGAAAUUCUGAAGGCUCUUAUGGCAUAUGAUGAUGAAGAUGGCCAUCCUGCCUAUUCAUAA
Messenger RNA from Lolium rigidum, 2208 nucleotides. RefSeq names its product putative receptor protein kinase ZmPK1. Gene Ontology annotation, biological process: protein phosphorylation; recognition of pollen. Lineage: Eukaryota; Viridiplantae; Streptophyta; Magnoliopsida; Poales; Poaceae. Bases 1 to 2208 code for a protein of 735 amino acids. The transcript has 2 exons. The record is from RefSeq and is a predicted model, not a curated record. Gene Ontology annotation, molecular function: ATP binding; protein serine/threonine kinase activity.